Molecule: messenger RNA, 892 nt
Organism: Dermacentor albipictus
Lineage: Eukaryota; Metazoa; Arthropoda; Arachnida; Ixodida; Ixodidae
Source: RefSeq, a predicted model, not a curated record
UCUGCCGCCGUGGGCAUGUGUCAUGCCUAGUCAGGCUAGGAAGAAGAUGAAGAUAUUCCAUCUCGUGGGUAUGCACCAAUGAGUGCCCCAUAGUCAAAGGGACUACAUCCACCGAGAGUAUACCGCCCUCAGCUACUGGAAAGGUCCUUCCUGGAGAUCUUUUGAAGCCUCGUGCGUGAUUCGAGCCCAAGAAAGUCUUUCGACACCGACGUCCAACCAGGCACGGCCCGUAGCCUCAAAUCCAAGGCGAUGCACACGGACCACGCUCCGCUUCUGGACGAAGUCGAGCCGUUGGACGGCGAUGGAACUGAAGCGGGCCUCCAACAGCCUUCGUCCGCGGCCCCACAACAGUCGACUUCGGUGGCCAGUGUUAGCGUAGACGCUGCAACCGCCCAGAUCGGAGAUGGCGUGGCUGAUUCUGGAUCGACGCACGACAGUCAAGGGGGCGGAAGUGGCGCAGAUAAGGUUUUGCGGGACACUCCGAGCCGCUCUCCUCGACCAGUGGCUCCUCUCAUGGAAGCAGAAGGUGAUCCAGAAUCGCCGAGGGGCCGUCCACAAUACCUGCGUAGGCAAAUCUCGUUCAUCCUCUCCCUCUCGCGGUACUCGCCGAUGCUCGUGCUCAUCACGCUGCUAAACCUGACCGUGAUGUUCCUGCUGCUGCUCUUCAGGCGCCAGAAACUUGCCCAGCUCGCCGAAGAUCAUUUGAGUUACUAAAUUGGACCUCUAUUUCCGUGUGUGUCACUUUUCGGCGUGGAAAAACGCCUCUAGUGCUAUGCCAGUCCAAUGGGAAGCUCUAAUAUUUGCAGACAAGUUACCAGUGCAGAUACAUUUGCUAUAUUGCAGAAUUUUAAAAAAAUGUUCUCAAAUAGAAAUUCAAAACGCCAGACUGUCG